Molecule: messenger RNA, 348 nt
Organism: Akanthomyces muscarius
Lineage: Eukaryota; Fungi; Ascomycota; Sordariomycetes; Hypocreales; Cordycipitaceae
Exons: 1
Coding region: 1-348 (115 amino acids)
Source: RefSeq, a predicted model, not a curated record
AUGGACAUGGUCCUGAGAAGCUUUCCGAUGAAGUCCCUAGGGGCGAUGCAGUGGCUGCGUGAUGCUCGAACUGAACAGGACAAUCCAGCUUCUGUGCCGCUUUUCGAUCUUCUAGAGGAGACGAGUGUGUUUGCGAGCGCGCUGCCGGGCGACAAACUCUACAGGGUCAUGUCUCUUGCUGAUCAAUCAGUCAGCAUACCCGUCGACUACGCCCUGAGUGGAGAAGAAAUCUUCACCCGCCUAGCAAUCGAAUUCCUGGAGAACAGACAGUCACUGGAUAUUCUAAGCCACUGCAUGCUUCCUGCCACACAAUCGAAGCUCAAGUUGCCGUCGUGGAUUCCGGACUAG